Molecule: messenger RNA, 480 nt
Organism: Ziziphus jujuba (common jujube)
Lineage: Eukaryota; Viridiplantae; Streptophyta; Magnoliopsida; Rosales; Rhamnaceae
Product: style cell-cycle inhibitor 1-A
Exons: 4
Coding region: 1-480 (159 amino acids)
Source: RefSeq, a predicted model, not a curated record
AUGGGGAGCGAUAGGAAAUCCGAGAAGAAGAAUAGGAAGAGAAGCUCUUAUUCAGCCUCCGAAGAAGAAGAUGAGGGCAGAAGCAAGAGGCAGAAAAGAAGCGUAGAAGACGAGGAGAGGAAACACAGGAGUGGUAAGAAAGACAAGGAAAGCUCUCAUAAGCACUCCAAAAGACGUCUUGCCCGUAAAGAGAAGAAAUCAAAGGAUAAGCAGAAAGAUAAACAUCGCAAGGGUGAUGGACACUUGAAUUACAACUUCCACGAGCUGUCCAAUGAUGACUAUUUCUCAAAGAACAAUGAGUUUGCCACAUGGCUGAAAGAAGAAAAAGAUGUGUUUUUUUCUGACUUAUCAUCAGAGUCUGCCCGAGAAAUGUUUUCUGACUUUGUCAAGGCUUGGAACAACCAAACACUUGAAUCCCAAUAUUAUGAAGGCAUUGUAAGCGGACCCAGGAGUGCUCAUAAGUGGAAAUUCAAAGCAUGA